AUGUGGGUGGUGUUACGGAAUGUUCCCAGCUCGAUGUUUUCCUGGAAAGGACUGAGUUUUUUUACUAGUCCUCUUGGUGAACCGAAGAAAUUGCAUCAGGAUACGUUGUGGGCAACAAAUUUUGAGGAAGCAAAGGUGUUUGUGGACGUUAACUUACAUAGGAAGCUACCAGAAUCGUUUGAUUUCAAAUCCUCGACAGGUUUGGACACAGUGGUUUACUACGAGUUCCCCUGGAUGCCACCAAGAUAUACUUCUUGUGCUAAAUGGGGUCACUGCGCAGCAGAUUGCAAAGCGGUGCCUGGUGAUAAGAUUAUCUUGAGCAGACAAACAAAAUCUCCAGCUACAAGUCCACAAUCAGAUAUCCGUAGAGAUAAGGAAGCCCCUGUGGAAGUGCCUAUCUCGAUGGAGAUUGAUGUUAGAUCUCGCAAGCAAGCAACCUCUGCUUUAUCGAAGGAGAAAGAUCUGAAAGGGGAUGGAGGAAGUAAGAAACAUACUGAUACCCCAACUUCGUCUGUAAAGAGGGGAGGAGAGGGAGGUCUGAUUGAAAGGGAAGUAAACGUGGGAGAGCUUGAGGGAUCAGGAUCGAGGUUCGCUUCAUUAUUAAAUGAGGAAACGGAUCAUGAUGAGGGGAAGGAGGAGAACAGAGAUAUUGAGAAUGACAAAGACGAAGCUGAGGAAUCUGUUGACAAUGAGCAGCAGACCCAAGGUGAAAUCCAAGAACAGUCUGCAAAUCUGGUAGCGAGUGGCCGAGUCCCUCUUCCGAGAGGCUCAAAAUUGACACACAAAUUUGUAAAGCCUCCCCUAAACCCGAAUCCCACUCAGGCUACGGGAAAGAGAAACAAGGGUCGUCCAACUAAAUCCAAUCAAGACUGUGACUUUUUGUUCGGUGGUAUUCUGGAGACUCGGGUGGUAGAAAGUAAAGCUGAUGGUAUAGUUGCAAAGACAUACCCCUGUUUUAAAGACAAGUCAGAUGAUUACGGUUUUAGUGAAAUUGCAAGGAGUGGAGGAAUUUUAUGUUCUUUUGUGUAUGGCUCUAACUUCUUGGAAGAGAGGAAAAAUUUAUGGAGAAAUCUAAGAGAUUUGGCUACUUCACCGAUCUACUGGAGGAUGAAAUGGAUGAUAAUGGGUGAUUUUAAUGAGAUACUAUCCAGAGAAGAGCACUCGGGGGCUGAUUCUGGCUCGAUUAUAGCGUCAGGAAUGGAGGAUUUUCAAGCAGCUGUUCGCGAUUGCGACUUGAGCGAUAUGGGGUCACAUGGACCUCUGCUUACAUGGUGCAAUAAAAGAUCGGAGGGGUUGAUAUGCAAGAAACUUGAUAGGUUGUUGGCGGUUGUUCAGACCACUUGCGUUUUUAAAGAUGCACUCAGGAAAUACUGGGAUUCAACAAACCCUCUGUUCCAUUCAACUUCGGCAACCUUCCGUUUUUCAAAAAAACUGAAGAUGCUGAAACCAAUAGCGAGAGCUGUUUCUAGGGACUUGCUGAGUGAUAUAUCCCGCAGGCGACAUCAACAAGAAGAAUCUAAGGCUUUUGAUCGAUGGGAGAGGAAUGUGUCUCUGGAGGAGAGGUUCUUAGCUCAAAAGGCAAAGCUUCAUUGGCUGAAGGUUGGUGAUAGAAAUAAUAAGAUAUUUCAUCGAGCUAUAAAAUGCAGAGUGGCACGGAAUGGUGUCCGAGAGCUAGCGCAAGAUGGUGUUUUAAUAACAGAGAGGAAUGAAAUUAAAGAAGCAGCGGUGAAUCAUUUUCAGGGGUUCCUUAACUUCGCUCCAGAUGACAUCUCCGAGACAAAUGUUCAUGAUAUUCAAGAGUUACUUGGAUUCCAGUGUUCAGAGGAGAACUUGUUGAAAGAGGUUACAGCAGAGGAGGUGAAAGGGGUCUUAUUCGCUAUGGCUUCGAAUAAGUCGCCAGGACCUGAUGGCUAUACGGUGGAGUUUUUUAAAGAGAGCUGGGAGAUCAUAGGGGGCGAUUUUGUGGUUGGGAUGCAAUCAUUUUUCAUCAAAGGAUUUCUUCCGAAAGGGGUUAACUCCACCAUUCUGGCACUUAUUCCAAAAUUGAAGCAACUUCUACCAAGAUUCAUUGCUUCCAACCAAUCAGCCUUUGUGCAAGAUCGGCUUCUGAUCGAAAAUCUGCUGCUCGCUUCCGAACUGGUAGCUAGAUAUCAUAAAAGUAUUAUCUCUUCAAGGUGUGCUCUGAAGAUUGAUGUUUCAAAGGCUUUUGACACGGUCAACUGGGAUUUUUUAAUUCGCACAUUGGAAGCUUUGAAUUUGCCACCUGCAGUUAUACAUUGGAUCGACUUGUGCAUAUCAACGGCCUCGUUCUCUGUACAAGUUAAUGGCGAGUUGUGUGGUUAUUUUGGCAGUUCUAGGGGUCCAAGGCAAGGUUGUUCUCUGUCGCCGUAUCUAUUCGUCAUUUGUAUGAAUGUGUUAUCCAAAAUGUUAGAUAAAGCAGCGAUUGAACAGAAAUUUGGAUUUCAUCCUAAGUGCUCUAACAUAAGCUUAACGCAUCUCUGCUUCGCUGAUGAUUUAAUGGUAUUCUCUGAUGGGACAUUGAGAUCGAUUCAGGGAAUCUUUGGGGUUUUUGAUGACUUCUCAAAACGCUGUGGGCUAAGGAUUAGUGUUGAGAAAUCAACAAUUUUUAUCGCUGGUGUAACAGACUCUGUUCGAGAGAGUAUUUCGCAGAACUUUCCUUUUGAGUUUGGAUCUUUACCUGUGAGGUAUCUUGGGUUACCUCUACUCACGAAGCAAAUGAGAUCUCUGGAUUAUAUGCCGCUCAUCGACAGAAUCAAGGGCAACUUCAAUUCUUGGAAUGCUCGAGCUCUGUCAUUUGGUGGAAGAUUACAGCUUCUGUCAUCGGUAGUUGCAAGCACUCUCAAUUUUUGGUUAUCUGCGUUUCGAUUACCAGCGGGAUGUAUUGCUGAAAUCGAACGAAUCUGCUCUGCGUUUUUGUGGUCUGGUCCUGACUUGAAUCUACGGAAAGCGGAGAUUGCCUGGAAGAGUGUAUGCAAACCACGAGAGGAAGGAGGUCUUGGUUUAAAAAGUAUCCAUGAAGCGAACGAGGUUAGUCUUUUAAAACUGGUGUGGCGACUAGUAAUGGCUGACUCUCUUUGGGUGAGAUGGAUAAGGCAUAAUCUAAUGCGCCAUGGCUCAAUUUGGACUACACCAGAACCCACAAGCAAUUCGCCGGGCUCUUGGAUGUGGAAGAAAAUUCUGCAAAUGCGUGAAAGAGCUGCAGAGUUUUUUCGUGUUGAGCUGGGAAUGGGGCAGAUACUUAAAUUACUUGGUGCUAGGGGAAUAGUGGAUAUGGGCAUCAGAGAGGAAGCGACGGUUAGUGAGGUAUUGAGCUCGCACAGGCGUCAACGACAUAGAGUCCAAAGUCUAAACACCAUUGAAGAUGCAAUUUGA
Messenger RNA from Eutrema salsugineum, 3393 nucleotides. RefSeq lists its product as uncharacterized. The record is from RefSeq and is a predicted model, not a curated record. NCBI's taxonomy places the organism in Eukaryota, Viridiplantae, Streptophyta, Magnoliopsida, Brassicales, Brassicaceae. The transcript has 9 exons. Bases 1 to 3393 code for a protein of 1130 amino acids.